Molecule: messenger RNA, 1595 nt
Organism: Salvia miltiorrhiza (redroot sage)
Lineage: Eukaryota; Viridiplantae; Streptophyta; Magnoliopsida; Lamiales; Lamiaceae
Product: probable WRKY transcription factor 9
Exons: 5
Coding region: 105-1424 (439 amino acids)
Biological process (GO): regulation of DNA-templated transcription
Molecular function (GO): DNA-binding transcription factor activity; sequence-specific DNA binding
Source: RefSeq, a predicted model, not a curated record
GUUUAUUUUGGACGAGCCAAUUGACUUCUGUGCCUCAAAAGCAGCACUCGUAUCUAGAGAGAGAAACUGCAUAAAUUAAUAUAAUCCUUGCUCAUCAUUUCUAUAUGGCAACACAACAAGACGAAGAAGAAGCAGAAGAGAUUAGCGCAACAAUGGAACCUCAUCUCUCCCUUAAGCUGGAUGCACAACUCCACAGCGCUCCAUCAUCAGAUACUCAAGAUCCACCUCCAAUUCUAAAUUCUCAUAAAGGAUUCAACACACAAGAGCUGACGGUUCUGCAGAUGAAGAUGAAUCGCGUAAAAGAAGAGAACAAACAGUUACGAAACGCAGUGGAAAAAACUAUGAAGGAUUACACUGAUCUGCAGACAAAAUUUGUUAUGAUCCAACAAAAUAGCAAAAACAAGGAUCCCAAUACGAUUGAAUCGGUGAUCGAGAAGGACGACGCGGCCCCGAGGCGGAGAUCGGCAUCGGAGGAGGGCGCGGAGAACGACGGAUUAGGGUUGUCUCUGCGGGUGGCGAGCAGUUGCAGUAAUACACCGGAGGAGAAAAGGGAGGAGAUCAUGGGAGCAUUCAGGCCAACUCUGCACACCAACAACAUGACUGGAAUUAUGAACCAUAUAAAUUCUCCACCUAAUAAACGAGCUAGGGUUUCUGUCAGGGCAAGAUGUGAUUCAGCCACGAUGAAUGAUGGAUGCCAAUGGAGAAAAUACGGGCAAAAGAUUGCAAAAGGAAAUCCUUGCCCUCGAGCCUAUUACCGUUGCACUGUAGCUCCGGGAUGCCCAGUGAGGAAACAGGUCCAAAGAUGUCUAGAGGACAAAUCAAUACUGAUCACAACAUACGAAGGGACACACAACCAUCCUCUUCCAGUAGGGGCGACGGCGAUGGCAUCAACAACAUCAGCUACAUCGCCGUCGCCUUACAUGAUGUUCGAUGUGAACAAUCCCUUCCACAUGCAAAACAACCAAGUACAACAUUCUCCUUUUUACAACCCCCUCAUAAAUCCCUCUUCAUCAUUCAUACCAAACCUAAGACCCCUAAACCCUAAUUACUAUGACCCCACAAAGGGCAUUGUUUUGGACCUCACAAACAACCACCCUGGCUCCUCAAACUCCAUGCCCCAAUUAGGGUAUUCUUUGAUCCCUAAACCACCAAACUUCAAUGGGAACACACAGCUUUUUCCUCACCCUAAUGCAUUAUUACAAGAUCAAGAUGGAGGGAAUUUCGAUAAGACGACAUCGUUGUCCGAAAAUGUGAGUGCAAUAACUUCUGAUCCUAAGUUUAGGGUUGCUGUUGCAGCUGCCAUUUCCUCACUCAUCAAUAAAGAGAGCCAAACAGUCCCUAAAGAUGGGGAGAGCGGUGGCAAUAGGGAUAAGAGUUGGAUUCUUGAAUCCAGUAACCCUAUCCAUCAAUCGCCAACCGAAUAAUUAGGAUAAUUUUUAUAUGUUAUUUCCUGCAGUGUUAAUUAAUGUAAAUUUAUAGCUCACAGGUUCUAUCUAUAUUUUUGUAGUGAUUGGUUUUUUUCUCAAGUCAGAGGAUAUAUUCGGUUACAUUAUAUAUAGUGAACAUUAAAUUAUGCUAUGUUUUUCUGGGAUUUA